Molecule: messenger RNA, 4276 nt
Organism: Fopius arisanus
Lineage: Eukaryota; Metazoa; Arthropoda; Insecta; Hymenoptera; Braconidae
Exons: 4
Coding region: 311-3520 (1069 amino acids)
Biological process (GO): regulation of RNA splicing
Cellular component (GO): nucleus; cytoplasm
Molecular function (GO): protein binding
Source: RefSeq, a predicted model, not a curated record
AACAACUCGUACCUGUUUCUCGUUCCGAUCGAGCCCAUGCAGUCAGUACGUCGUAAGGUGUCACAGUUGUCACAUAAAAUCGUUGAAUCCCCCAGUGAAAAUCCCGUAGCAUCAACAAAUCCUUCCCCCAUCAUCAAAAUUGAUAUCGAUCUGCAAAAAUGAAUCGCCCCCAUUGCAAUUCCCUCGAUGAAAAUCGGUAUGGUGAAAGGUGUCAUUAAAUCGUGGGAAGAUAAAACAACCGUGAAUAUGUCAAUUGGGCGAAUGCCUGAAUAACAGAAGAGAAGAGAAAUUGAGAUUAGAAGAAAAAAAAAUGGACGAAACCGGUCAGGAUUCUGAGUGCUAUGGACCAGGUAGCAUCGCAGGAGCUGUGAUCGGUACAUUUUUGGCGACAGUAUUACUCCUGACGAUUGCAGCUUUCCUCUACAGGCAAUGGCGCCGACACAAGGGAAAGCAUCUGGUGCUGGUGACAGAUCCUGAGAUUGUUGAGGAUGCUUAUGCAUUCGAUAAUCCCUGCUUCAAAGACGCAACUCCAGCGCAAACUAGGAGUAUGGAGAGACCAAUGUCUGUUGCAUCUGUGGAGACACCAAUUAAAGAUACAACAAAAUGGUCAACACCUUUCUCAGGAUUGGGAAUAGGCUCCGGGAAUAAAUACGACAAGAGACGACGGACACUCGAUGAUUCUUGUCUUGGAAUGUCAAAGGCAACGCGAGUGAGUGUUGUAAGCCUUCGCAGUCGAGACUUCACAGGACUUGGUUUUAAUGUCUGCGGCAACAUGAGGGAAGGAAUUUUCGUCAAAGAUCUUCUGCAUCGUGGUCCAGCCUCGGAAUCCGGUCGGAUAAAUCCAGGCGAUAGGAUAGCAAGUGUGAAAAUAAGUUUCAGAAGCAUGGUCUACGAGGACGCCCUAACAAUCCUGAGUUACGCCUCUCCCUACGAGGUUGAACUGGAGGUAGAAAGUGGUGGAAGUGGCUCUCGACCCACAACACUCCUGAAGAAGACAAUUGGUCCAAGUCCAACGCGAAUAUACCAUCCGUUAUACCGAAGCCAAUCAAUUCCAGAAUUAUCAAUGGCGCACAAGUCAUCAGCAAAACGCCUGUUCAUAGCUGACACCAACGACUCCUUCAACUCGACGAUCAAGUCCUCAAAAUCGACUCCAGGCAGUCAAACACUGGAGCGAAAGCAUGAUCAAGUAAAAGUCAACAAUCACCACCAGAAAUUUGGGAUUAAAGUGCUGCCAGCCCUAGACGGUACAGUCCACAGGAUUGAGAAUCAGAACGAGCACAACACGAAUUUAGAGCGAAAGCACUCGAGGAAGAAAUUGGACGUGGAGAUAAAGACAGUGCCCUGUGAGAUAUUAUCGUCAACUCCAAUUCCAACGGUGAAGGUGAUGGAGCGUUUGCGUCAACGAGAGGCCAGGAGCGUUGAUGAUUGUGGAGAUUUUACAGACAGCAACGAUCAGGGUGAUAUGAUUCCGUCGGAAGUACCUGCUGAGGUGCAUAAUGCAGCGAUGGCAGCGAGGAGAAAUCGAAAGAACAGCGCAGAACUGUUGAGUCCAAUCAAGACAGAGUAUUGUGAUCAGGAAGAUCGCAAGAGCCCACAGAAGAAUAAACGAAAAGCACCAGCUCCACCUCAUUCAUCUCCAAUCAAAGAUGAAAAAAUUGAGAAGAAAAAUGACCCAGAGAUUGAAAACAGAAUUGAAACGAUCACAGAUUACACGGAAUCAUUAACCAGUUACGUUGAAAAAGUGGAGAGCGAGACUGAGAUGGAGUCAGAGGGACAAUUGUCUCGAGUUGAUGAUCAUUCGGAGAGAAGGAAUUCAGAGUCAGACACCGACUCUGAGAUGCAUCACAGUUUCACAACGAUUGAGUUGAAUCCAUCAGACAUAACGAUUCAUCACACCCCAGUGCCAAGAGCCUGUGAGAAUGAGAACGAUAAUGAAGAUGAGGAUGAGGACGAUGUCUACAGAAAAGCAGCGAGCCUCGGAGAUUUAUCGAAAUACGAAGCCAAAAGUUCGACAACACUGGAGAGAGCCCAGAGCCUCGACAUGGCUGAUUCCACAGCCUCGAAAAAACGAAAAGCCCCUCUUCCACCUGAAGAUAUUGCAGAGUUUAAUGAAGACUUAACAAAGCUCGAUGACAUCGACACAUUUGAUAGAAGGAAAUUAAAAAAAUCGAGUGAAUGGGGCACUCUGGAGGACGCCCUCUGGAAAAAAACGGAUACCAGUCACGAGAGUAAUCAGAUCGUAAAACCAAAGGCCAGAAAGAAGAGCAGUGGAACGUUAGAAAGAUCCAAGUCAGCUGUUGAAAUUAAACUAAAGGAGGAUAAUCAAACGAUUUCAGAUCCUGACAGGUGUGAGGAUAAAUCUGACGACUGCAGUGUCGAACUGUACAAUCUCCCUCUGAGUAAACGUUUAACUAGAGAUUUUAUUCAUACUGAGAGGAUGUUCAAUCCUGAUGAGGACAAUUCCCUGGCACGAAUCGUUAAUAAUGGACGAAUUCUGAAGAGUCCAACGCCUGAACAGAUCGAGUUGGAUUUUAGACAAGCUAGGCCAAUGGCCUCAGAGGGUGUUGAUACGUCAGCUGUUGAGUCUUUUGACAAAGCUUUAAGAUUUUUCAAUCUUCAGAGUCGAUUGGAUGAUAAGGAUGAAGGGAAAACUGAUGGGGAUGUUAAUGGAGGAGAGGACGUGUAUUUGGGGAUGAAACAGGUUGAAGAGGAGCCUAUGAGGAAGACGACGGUGAAUCGGAGGUGUCCUUUUUGCGAAGGGGAUGGCCAUCAUGGCAGACAGUGUGAAAUUCACUCGAGAAGUAAUGGAAAUAGUGAGGAAUUGGAGGUCAAGUUGCAGAGGGAAAUCACUCCCACUGGAAUAAUUGAUAUUGAGAGGCAGAUCGAGAGUCCUGAUGAUGAUGAUGAUGAUGAUGGGUGUGGGCUUGAAGUACCACACGUUACCAUCAAGCGAUUCUCCCCAGAGGAUCAGCAUAAUGUCAGCAACAUCAGUGUCUCGAGUGAGGACAGUGGACUCGUUGGGGAAUCUGGAGAGUUCAAUGCUGACUCAAGACCUCCACUACCCAAUACACCAGCCCCAUCGUCUCAGGAAUCAUCCAAAAAGCUGACUUAUAUCACCGAGAUCAAAGUCUUGCCACGAGACAACAGGGAUAAUCUCCCAGAAGUCAGCGAAAUUCAUCCAAAACCACCCAGGGGUCAAGUGACCAUCACCUCCAAUGGAAAACCAACUCCUGGAAAAAAACCACCUGUUCCUCCAAGACGAAAUGACGCCUCCAAGAGCACUAAGGUCAUAUCGACUGAGAAUCAAGUUGUUUAUGUGUCAGAGUUCAAGUCCCCGGAGAUGAAUCAGAAUGAGACGAGUGAAAAUAUCGAUAAAUCGUCGGGAAAUAAAAAAUUUGAGCACUGGAUUUUUCUAGGGGACAAUAAUAAGGAUCAAAAUUCUUGGGGGAACGGGUCGAAUCAACCCCAGCCUGUUACUAAUAUUGUAGUAUCUUCUGGGGAGGAGAAAGUAUUUAAAUAAGACGAAUAAUCAUCUGUUUCUUUUUUUUUCUUCUGGGGGAACUCUCCUGCGAAAUAGUGAAUUAUAAGUGCAUUUUUUUCGAACCCAUAUCUUCGCUGAUAUCUCGGAAUCAGAGGGGGACAGCGAGAUUUUCAUUGAUACCUUUUUUGUAGCUGUGAUCUUCCUCUUUAAAAAUUGUAGGAACAAAAAUUUCGGUAUCUUGCUUCUAUCGUGAGAUAGAGCGAAAAAAUGAAAUCGAUAAAAAUUCAAUUGUUUACUGUUUUGUUGGAGGGAUAAUGUUGAAUUUUCUCAUUUGAGGGAUUAAAUAGACAGGAAUCUAUUGCAGUCUUGAUUACAUUUUUUUUUAAUGUUGAGUUUCUAAUGUUGUUAUGUAUGGAGAGGAGAUAUUGAGCCGUUAUGUUGUCUUGAGUCCGAAAAAAUCGAAAUAUCGUGAUAUGGUAAAUGUAAGUAUUAGUAGAGAGCUGUGUGCCAUAGAAGGAAUUUGGAAGAGGGACAAAAUGUAUUGAAAUGGCAAUCGCUUUCUAAGGAUGUUGAAGAAAUUGUUGGGAAUUUAAUUGCACUCUUCCGGGGAAUUCAGUCGCGUUAUUGCACUGAGUCGCAAGAACGAUUGAAAUCAGAUAAAAAUAACGAAGAAAAUAGUCAAAACACUUAGAUAUAUUCUAAAAACAUAAAACAAUAAGAAACAAGUUGCAAAACUGUUGAUUUAUGUUCCACUUCCGGCUGAUUAUGUCAACACAGACUAAAAGUGUCUCGAUG